Molecule: messenger RNA, 1980 nt
Organism: Drosophila melanogaster (fruit fly)
Lineage: Eukaryota; Metazoa; Arthropoda; Insecta; Diptera; Drosophilidae
Exons: 4
Coding region: 1-1980 (659 amino acids)
Biological process (GO): proteolysis
Molecular function (GO): zinc ion binding; metallocarboxypeptidase activity
Source: RefSeq, marked reviewed
AUGUUGGGAAUAGCCUGCGAUCCACUUCAGCAUACGAGCAUGUACGAACGCGGAUCAGAUGAUAGCGAAGACAGCGACGGAGAAGGCGGUCUGGGCAACGUUUCCCGGGUUAUCAUCCGUCCGCCGGGUCAAAGUGGCAAGGCCAAGAGGGGCCAUCUCUGCUUUGAUGCGGCCUUCGAAACAGGAAACCUGGGAAAAGCGGAGCUGGUGGGCGAAUUCGAGUACGAUUUGUUCCUUAGACCGGAUACGUGUAAUCCUCGCUUCCGUUUCUGGUUUAACUUCACCGUGGACAACGUAAAGCAGGAUCAGCGAGUGCUCUUUCACAUUGUUAACAUCAGCAAGAGCAGGAAUCUCUUCUCCUCGGGACUGACUCCCUUGGUGAAGAGCUCCAGUCGACCCAAGUGGCAGAGGCUGUCCAAGCGGCAGGUGUUCUUCUACCGAUCGGCCAUGCACCAGGGUCACUAUGUCUUGAGCUUCGCCUUUAUCUUCGACAAGGAAGAGGAUGUCUACCAGUUUGCGUUGGCCUGGCCUUAUAGCUAUUCGCGUCUGCAGUCCUAUUUGAAUGUGAUUGAUGCCCGGCAAGGAUCGGACAAGCGGUUCACCCGAUGUGUGCUUGUCAAAUCGUUGCAAAAUCGCAACGUGGACCUGCUGACCAUCGACCACGUGACUGCCAAGCAGCGCUCUACAAAUCGCUUGGAUCGCAGUUUUAUCCGGGUGAUUGUAGUCCUCUGCAGGACGCAUUCCAGCGAGGCUCCAGCUUCCCAUGUGUGCCAGGGCCUCAUCGAGUUUCUCGUUGGGAAUCAUCCCAUCGCUGCCGUUUUGAGGGAUAACUUUGUAUUUAAAAUUGUGCCCAUGGUGAAUCCGGAUGGGGUCUUUCUGGGAAACAAUCGCUGCAAUCUGAUGGGACAGGAUAUGAAUCGCAACUGGCACAUAGGAUCCGAGUUCACGCAACCAGAAUUGCACGCGGUGAAGGGCAUGCUGAAGGAGUUGGAUAAUUCAGAUGUGAGCAGAGGGAUUGAAACCGAUUUGAUCGGCAUUAUAUUCGUGUGUUCGUACAAUAUAUCAUUUCAGACCUAUCAGAUUGACUUUGUGAUCGAUCUGCAUGCGAAUAGCAGCAUGCACGGCUGCUUUAUCUACGGGAACACCUACGAGGAUGUCUACAGGUAUGAGCGACACCUGGUAUUCCCGCGACUCUUCGCUAGCAACGCACAGGACUACGUGGCGGAUCACACGAUGUUCAAUGCGGACGAACGGAAGGCUGGCAGCAUGCGGAGAUUCAGCUGCGAGAGACUCAGUGACACGGUGAAUGCCUACACAUUGGAGGUCUCCAUGGCCGGUCACUACCUCAAGGAUGGCAAGACCAUCUCCCUGUACAACGAAGAUGGCUAUUACCGCGUGGGCAGGAAUCUGGCCAGGACUUUGCUUCAGUACUAUCGCUUCAUUAACAUCCUGCCCAUGCCGAUUGUGACAGAGGUCAGGAGCAAAAGGCGGGGGCGAAACCGCCAUGCCCACCACUCCCGAUCCCGGUCGAAAACCCGCUACGAGGUGAAGCCCCGUCCCAAGACGCCCCGAUGCCACGCCCCCAUUGCCUACACAAACCUAAGUAUAUGCUACGAUUCGGGUGGAGGAGGCGGAUCCUCGGACGAGGGAGGAUUUUCGCCCGCCCGUCCCUUGGCUCCUGGAAGCAGUUGCUUUAGCGGGUACCGCAACUACCGGAGGGCCGCCACAGCAAGUUGCUCCGCGCACCCAGGUCACGAUCAGUACUCCCCCUUCGCACUGGGUGCCCUGAAAACGGGCAGCGACCACGGCGGAGGAGUUGGUGGCUCCAAGGGCAAGCGAUCAGCAGCGGUCACCAUCGAAGUUCCCCUGCCCGUGAAUGUGCCCCCCAAGCCUUAUCUGUCCAUCAUCGACUUGAAUCAACUGACCAGGGGAAGCCUUAAGCUGAAGUCCAAUAGCUUCGAUGCCGCAGACAGGAGAUAG